Staurois parvus is the source of this 348-nucleotide messenger RNA. NCBI's taxonomy places the organism in Eukaryota, Metazoa, Chordata, Amphibia, Anura, Ranidae. The record is from the annotation of a GenBank genome assembly.
UGUCCCUCGGACACAGAGGAUCACCGAUCAAUGGAAUGAGCCGAAGACGUUGGCUUGGUCAUGUGAUCAGCUGUGAUCACUGAUCAUCAGGGCACUGAUGUAGCCCCACCCAGCAGUGCCACCUGUCAGUGUCCAUCAAUGCCAGCUGUCAGUGCUCAUCAAUGCCACCUACCAGUGCCCAUCAGUGAAACAUCAAUGCCACAUAGCAGUGCCUACCAGUGCACAUCAAUGCCAAAUAUCAGUGCCCAUCUGAGCUGCCUUUCAGUGCCACCUAUCAAUGCCAGUCAGUGUCACCUAUUAGUGCUGCCUAUCAGUGCCAGUCAGUACCUCCUAUCAGUGCCAGUCAGU